Molecule: messenger RNA, 681 nt
Organism: Caenorhabditis bovis
Lineage: Eukaryota; Metazoa; Nematoda; Chromadorea; Rhabditida; Rhabditidae
Source: the annotation of a GenBank genome assembly
AUGACAUCGACUCCACCACAAUUAGAUGGAUCUUUCGAUGCUUCCGAUAUCGCAACACCAUGUACAAUAAUCGAGAGAAUGCGAAUUAAAGACGAUUCUGAUGAUCCUGAGAGUAAUGAUGAGAACUUUGAAAAUUUAUCGCAGUCAAGUGCACAGUUUUCACAAAACUCGGAAGCCACGACUACAGUAAAACAACCGUUCCCUCAAACCAGCACAAAGGUUUAUUGUCAUAUCGACGAUGAGCCAACAUUGUAUUUGAUGGAAGUGCAUGUUCCUCCUGAUUUGAUAACAUUGGGAGAUGUGAAACGAGUAUUGAUGAGAACUAACUUCAAAUAUUACUGUAAAGCAUUAGACCCUGAUUCAGGAUACGAGGUGAAAGCUGAAGUCCGCGAUGAUGCUCAGCAAUUAAUUCCGCUGCCAAAUGGAAGGUUUGAGCUUUUUCUGCUCACCAUCGAAGGAUCGACUCAUUCUGACGGAAGUAGUGGGAAAAUGAGAAAGCCUAGCCAUCCGGUUCCGGCGCCAGCUCCUUCAAACAAACAUUUACCGAUGAAUUAUCAUCAUGCUGCAUACCAAUUCGAUAAUUCCAUGAUGAGCACCGAUUCGGAAUCCGUGAUAUCAGCAGCAGUACCAAGCUAUCUAAAAGGAGCCUAUGGUCGUCGUUUCCCGCAAUAUCUCGGUUAG